AUGUGUUGUGGAACAGAAACACAAAAUACCUGUUUUUAUAUGAGAUUAAUGAUUUGUAUAUUAACAUUAUUAUUACUUUUUAAUGUUAGGGCUGUAUCUCCUACAUUAAUUGAUAGUUAUAUAUUAAAUAUUCUUAUAAAAGGUGGACUUUUUGGUGCUUUAUUUUAUAUUGUAAUAUUAUUAAAAGAUAAAUGGAAUUUUGGUGAAACAUCAAAUAAAACAGAUAUUAUUGGAAAUAUUCUUUAUCAACUUGAUGCAAUUGCAGCCAUCUGUAUUGGUACAGCUUGGAUUACUUUUCCACGAUGGCUUCUUCAUAGACAGGUUAAAAUUCAACUUAAUGAAUCACAUGAUUUUAUUGGAAGAAUGAUGGGUGUUUGUUUUAUUUCUUCAUAUAUAGUAAGCACACGGGCACUUCAUUGGAAAAAAUUAUCUGAUAGAUCUGGUGCAAUUUCCUGUAGAACAAUUUGUUGCUUAGGAAUAUUAUCUGCUCAAAUAUGGUCUCAGUAUGCUUAUCAUGAUGAUUGGAAUGAUAAUCAUUGGAUAGGAAUAUCCCUAUUUUCAACAUGGACUGGUAUUGCUAUAUUAUAUCAAGUAUCGUUUUGGUUAACAAAAAUAUAUACUAAUAAAACAAAAAAAAAUUAA
This is a messenger RNA of Strongyloides ratti, 642 nucleotides long. RefSeq lists its product as hypothetical. The record is from RefSeq and is a predicted model, not a curated record. The coding region runs from base 1 to 642 and encodes 213 amino acids. Lineage: Eukaryota; Metazoa; Nematoda; Chromadorea; Rhabditida; Strongyloididae. The transcript is spliced from 3 exons.